GUUCUUGACUUCCCUUCCCUUCCUUUAACCGACCGCUAUAUAGAGCCUUUCCUCCCCCUCCUCCUCCCCUCCCUUCCUCCAUCUCCUCUCCUCCCCCGUCCGAGCUCGAUUCAUGACUUGACGACUCGACUGUACCUCUUCCAAUCUUAUGAGGCGCCUUCCGUCGCUGCUCUGAGCCCUUCGAGAUAGCUCCACCACCACCAACCCGCAUAUGAAUCCGACAUAAGAGCAGCUUGUGCCGGCUUCUAGAUUCAGGCCGGCCUCGCGGCCUGGCGAUUCACUAAUCCCAUUAGCUCAAUAUGUCCUCCUCUGAGGGCCCCCGAGGCAACAUGGAGCGGAACGCGGAGCGAAAUAUUGAUAUCUACAGCACCAAGCUGGGCGACGACAAGAUUGAUAUUAAAAUCAGAGCGAAUGUUGCUGUCGAAUUACGGGAUAAUAUCGAACCUCUAUGCUCGGGCGCAAGCUACCCAAUCUUCUUGUCGAAGCUAUGGCCGGUGUUUAAGCACAUCCUGAGGGGCGAGCCCGUGUUCACGAACUUGUCCUUCGAGCAGAAACUACGGAAUUGUAUCCUCGAGACACUGCAUCGAUUGCCAAUGGCGUCUCCCGACGUGGAGCCCUACGCCGACGACAUGGUCGACCUGUUGAUGGAUCUGGUCCGGAUUGAAAACGAGGAAAACGCUGUGUUGUGCAUGAAGACCAUCAUGGACCUCGAGCGCAACCAAGCGAAAGCGACCGCCGCGCGCGUGCAACCUUUCCUCGCGCUCAUUCAGGAGAUGUUCCAGAUGAUGGAGCAGGUGGUUCGGGAUACUUUCGACACACCUAGUCAAGCUACCCCUUCCGUGAUGCCUUCAACGCCAAGUGCAACGGCUCAGACCUUCCAAUCGCCCAGACCGAGCUCCCCCGCCACGUCAGUUUCGGAUCUCGCGCCGGAUCAACAGGCCAACAAUGUGUUACUUAAGGGCAUGCAGUCGUUUAAGGUCCUCGCCGAGUGUCCGAUCAUUGUGGUGUCCAUCUUCCAGACCCACCGGACUUCUGUCGCAACGAAUGUGAAGCUCUUUGUGCCACUGAUCAAGAGUAUCCUUCUGCUUCAGGCUAAGCCCCAGGAGAAGGCACAUACGGAGGCUGCCGCUCAAGGGACGAUAUUUACCGGAGUAUGCAAGGAAAUCAAGAACAGAGCUGCUUUUGGCGAGUUUAUCACAGCGCAAGUGAAGACGAUGAGCUUCUUGGCUUAUCUUCUUCGCAUGUAUGCCCAACAACUGCAGGACUUCCUCCCCACUCUUCCCUCAGUCGUUGUCCGUCUCCUUCAAGAUUGUCCCCGCGAAAAGUCCAGCGCGAGGAAGGAGCUCCUGGUUGCCAUCCGCCACAUAAUCAACUUCAACUACCGGAAAAUAUUCCUCGAGAAAAUCGACGAGCUUCUUGAUGAGAGAACCCUGAUUGGUGAUGGCCUUACCGUUUACGAGACUAUGAGACCUUUGGCAUACAGCAUGCUUGCUGACUUGAUUCAUCACGUACGGGACCAUUUGACGCGUGAUCAGAUUCGCCGAACUGUCGAGGUGUACACCAAGAACCUUCAUGACGACUUCCCUGGAACCAGCUUUCAGACUAUGAGUGCUAAGUUGCUCCUCAACAUGGCAGAGAGAAUAUCCCGGCUAGACGACAAACGGGAGGGUCGCUACUUCUUGGUCAUGAUUCUAGAUGCGAUUGGUGACAAGUUCGCGUCGAUGAACUACCAGUUUGACAAUGCGGUCAAGGUCUCGAAAGCAUACAAGGCCACCCGAAAGGAUCUCGAACCUUCAUCGGAGAGGUAUCUUGCAGAAAGGGAGCACCCGCCUGACUGGGAUGAAAUCGACAUUUUCUCCGCAUCUCCCAUCAAGACUUCCAACCCUCGCGAUCGCGGUGGAGAUCCGGUGUCAGACAACAUUUUCCUGUUCAAGAACCUCAUAAAUGGCCUGAAGAACAUUUUCCAUCAGCUCAAGAACUGCAACCCCGAUCACAUUCAAAUAGAUCCGGCCAGUGUGCCCAUCAACUGGUCCGAGGUUUCUUAUGGCUACAAUGCUGAGGAAGUGCGGGUUAUCAAGAAGUUGUUCCACGAAGGAGCCCGUGUUUUCAAGUACUAUGGGGUGGAUCAGUCCCCUCCGGAGGUUAACUACUCCUCUCCCUUUGACUUUCUUGCUGGCCAAUACACCGCGCCUAUGUCACGCGAAGAGAAGGAGCUCCUGGAGAGCUUCGGAACCGUGUUUCACUGCAUUGAUACCGCUACUUUCCACGAAGUCUUCCACUCUGAGAUACCCUACCUUCACGAGCUUAUGUUUGAACACGGCGCCCUCCUUCACCUGCCCCAAUUCUUCCUGGCUAGCGAAGCCACCUCCCCGGCGUUCUCUGGGAUGGUAUUGCAGUACCUUAUGGACCGGAUCCAUGAAGUGGGCACUUCCGAAAUGACGAAAGCAAAGAUCCUGCUGAGGAUGUUCAAGCUUUCCUUCAUGGCUGUGACACUAUUCUCCGUUCAAAAUGAACAAGUGCUACACCCUCAUGUUACCAAGAUUGUCACCAAGUGCAUAGAGCUUUCGGUGACUGCCGAGGAGCCAAUGAACUAUUUCCUCCUACUGCGGUCGCUCUUCCGCAGUAUUGGUGGUGGCCGGUUUGAGCUCCUAUACAAGGAAAUCUUGCCUUUGCUAGAGAUGCUCCUAGAAACGUUCAAUAACCUAUUGCUUGCUGCCCGGAAACCACAAGAGCGCGAUCUCUACGUCGAGCUUACACUCACAGUUCCUGCUCGCCUGAGCCAUCUGCUGCCCCACCUCAGCUACCUCAUGCGCCCUAUUGUAGUGGCAUUGCGUGCAGAUUCGGACCUUGUAGGUCAAGGUCUGCGGACUCUUGAACUUUGUGUCGACAACCUCACAGCCGACUACUUGGACCCGAUCAUGGCACCCAUUAUGGAUGAGCUGAUGACUGCGCUGUGGGACCAUCUGCGGCCGCAUCCAUACAAUCAUUUCCACGCUCAUACGACCAUGAGAAUCCUGGGCAAGCUUGGCGGUCGCAACAGAAAGUUCCUGAACCACCCUCCUGAUCUUUCCUUCGAGCAAUUCGCCGAUGACACGCCGAGUUUCGAUAUCAAGCUUGUCGGACCGAGCGAGAAGCGGCCUUUCCCUGUGGAGAUCGGCGUCGACUUGGCAAUUGGAAAGUUGAUGGAAGCCAAUAAGACACCCACGGCUAAAUCAUCGGAUAUCUACUACAAGCAACAGGCCUUCCGGAUGCUUUCGUCGCAGCUGAAGCUCUACAUUGGAUCCGAGAAUCUCCCGGAGGACCUGGCAUCCCUCAUACGUCUACACGCGAACGAUCUUUUCGAGAGCAAGACCACGGCUAUGCCCGACAUCCUCGAGCGAUCGGAGCGGUCCAGUUCCAUCACUAAGAAGCUGACCCAGGAGGGCUCAAUGAAGAAACUCCUCAAAGCUUGUAUCUUCGCGACCACCAUCCCAGAGCUUGAGCAGACUGCAAGCGCCUUCGUGGCUGAUGUGUGUAAACACUUUGCUGUUGUGGAAGUUGGACGUGCUCUUGCCCAAGCGAGACACACUCGCAGGCCUUUCGAUGUCAGCAAUGGUGAAGGCCCGGUGUAUCUUGACUCACGGGUCCUGGCCGAAGCUUUGGUCGAAUCCUUGUCAUCUGAUAACGCUGAGGUCCGGGAUGGUGCUCAGGCAGCAAUGCAGGUCAUGAAGGAUGCGGCCGGUAUCAUCUUCGGAACUCCCGAGCGCGUCGCAAAGCUACCAUUUUUCCAGCAUCUUGGCCGUGUGUUCUGCCACAGCUGUCAUAGCGAAGAGUGGUUUACUAAGGCUGGGGGUAGUCUCGGCAUCCAUAUCUUUGCGACGAAGCUGGACCUGGGGGAUUCAUGGCUUCUGGACAAGCAAGUUGAAUUUGUUAGAGCAUUGAUGUAUGUCAUCAAGGAUACGCCCUGUGACUUACCGGCCAGCACGCGAAUUAGGGCGCAGGAGACGCUGGAUCUCAUCCUGCGCCGAUGCUGCAAGAGCCUGUCUUUGGAUGACCUGAAGAACGAGAAGAGUCGCAUGUAUUCUUUGUGUGGUCACUUCGUCUACGAACUCUCACAUAUGAACAAGCAGGUCCGCGAGGCUUCGCGCCGCAGCUUCUCCACCAUUGCUCAGGUGCUGGGUUGUCAGGUACAUGAGCUCAUCCUGCCAGUGAAGGACCGCCUCUUGCAGUCCAUCUUUAACAAGCCGCUCCGUGCCCUGCCAUUCCCCACGCAGAUCGGCUUCAUCGACGCCAUCACGUACUGCUUGAGCCUUCAUAACAAUAUUGUGACUUUCAAUGAUCCACUCAACCGGUUGAUGCUGGAGUCUCUUGCUUUGGCUGAUGCUGAUGACGAGUCUCUCGCCUCCAAGCCAAACGAGUUCAAGAAUGCGGAGAUGAUUGUCAAUCUGCGUGUCGCUUGUCUCCGUCUCCUGUCAAUGGCCAUGAGCUUCCAGGAGUUCGGCAAUACUCCACAGAACACGAGCCGCGCACGCAUCAUCUCUGUAUUCUUCAAGUCACUGUAUUCGCGGUCGCCCGAGGUUAUUGAGGCCGCCAAUGCGGGUCUUCGGGACGUGCUCACACAGACGAACAAGUUGCCGAAAGACUUGCUCCAAAAUGGUCUUCGCCCUAUUCUGAUGAACUUGCAGGAUCCCAAGCGGUUGAGCGUUGCGGGGCUUGACGGUCUUGCGCGGUUGCUGACAUUGCUCACCAAUUACUUCAAGGUGGAAAUUGGAGCUCGUCUUCUGGACCACAUGAAAGUCAUUGCAGAUGAUGCAGUCCUGCAGAAAGUGUCCUUCAGCCUCGUUGAGCAAAGUCCGCCGAUGAAGAUCGUUGCCGCCAUCUUCAACAUCUUUCACCUCCUGCCACCGGCUGCAACUUCUUUCAUGGAGCACCUGGUGAACAAAGUGUUGGACCUCGAAGACAAGCUCCGCAGGACGUCCAAUAGUCCUUUCCGGAAGCCUUUGGUCAAGUAUCUUAAUCGGUAUCCCAAAGAUAGCUUGACCUUUUUCCAGAGUCGUUUCAAGGACGAGCGAUUUGGACGAUUCUUUGGUCAAGUCUUGGCAGAUCCAGAAAGCGAGGCGCUUCGUUCUGCGGUAGUUGCGGACACUGAGAGUUUCAUGAAUGCUGCUUUCGGACAAGAAUCCACGGAUGGCAAGAACACUGCCGCCAUCAACGGUAUCUACGUGGCCCACUCCAUUUGUAUGUAUGAUGCUACCAAGCGCUGGUUGGUCUCACAUGCGGAUCUGAGGACUAAGCUCUUGAGCUCGGGUCGCGACCUGGAGAAGAAGCUGCGUAACGAUAAGCUGCCAGCCAACGAGCGGCUGAGAGUCGAACAAGCAGAGGACCAAUUGAUGGAUAUCUUCACCAAGUAUCUCACAGAAUCUGUGCAAGAUCUGGACUUCCUGUUCGAGGUCAUGGACGGCCUGUCUGCGGAUGAACUGAAACGGACGCUCUCGUUCCCGAAGUUCAUUUUCCGUCAUAUCAUCACAAAUGAAUCUAUCGACUACCGUCGCUCCGUGAUUAUGCGGUGCCUGGACCUCUACAGCCAGCGAGCAUGUUCCCAGAAGAUGAAGACAUACGCCUUCCGUCACCUGGUCAACCCUAUCUUUGCCAUGGACGUUCAGACAACGUGGAAUAGCCCGCCCAACAGUCCUAAGCUAAUGGACAAGAGCAUGACUGAGUUCAUCCAGAGCCGCUUGUGGAAGCCCCAGCUGGCUGAUCUGAGCGAGGAAUCGAACCAGGCCGGUGUUGACCACUCGCGCAUGGAACUCCUGCAGCUCUCUGCUUUGUUGAUCAAGUAUCAUCAUCAAACCGUGCAGGAUUCACGCAAGGACAUCAUCAAGUUCGCCUGGAAUUACAUCCGACUUGAAGACAUCAUCAACAAGUACGGGGCUUACGUCCUCAUCAGCUACUUCAUCGCGCAUUACGAGACACCUUUCAAGAUCGUGGUGCAGGUCUACGUGGCUCUGCUGAGAGCACACCAGAACGAGGGCAAAGCUCUUGUGACUCAGGCUCUUGAUGUUUUAGCACCUGUAUUACCCACUAGGACCUACAUGGCAAACAACAACGCUCAGGUACAAGAUCCACGGUACCCUCUGUGGGCUAAGUGGCCUCGACGCAUCCUGGCCGAAGAAACGGCGAACCUGCAACAAGUUAUGUGCAUCUUCCAAUUUCUCGUGAGGCAGCCGGACCUCUUUUAUGACUCUAGGGAGCAUUUCGUUCCUCUUAUUGUCCCAUCCCUUAUCAAGAUUGCUUCCCCUAUGAGUUCUUCCAACGAAAGCAAGAAGCUGGCGCUCAACCUAAUUAGUCUCAUCUGGCACUGGGAGGAAAAGCGUGUUAAAGCUAGCUCUACCCCGAUGCCCAACGGCGUUCAUGAUUCCCCAAAUACCAAGAAGCGCAAAUUGGAGGAAGCUCAGAGCACUGCCUCUCCUUCGCCUGCAACUGGAUCGUCACGGGACUAUUUGGUCCCUCAGGAUCUGCGUGCUGCGCUGACUAAGUAUCUUAUCUCCUUCAUCACGACAAUCGCAGAGAGGUAUCCAGUUCCUGCUUCUCGAAUCCGCGAGCUUCCCUCUUCCAAGGUGCCGCAGCCUGCGCCAGUGCCCACGGGUGAUAUGGUCAAAAAGGCUGUGCAUCUGCUGAGGAACCUUUUAUCUCAAGAAUACUGGGCCGACUUGGACAUUGAACUGUACCAAAAGGUCACAGAGCCGAUUCUUGCGGGCGAGAAGGCGGACAAGCCUGAAGAGAAGCAUGUUACUAGCAUGGUGAAUGCUUUGCAGGUCGUACGAGUGCUCCUAGCUUCCAAGCCGGAUGACUGGAUCAUGGCGCGCUUGCCACUCAUCCAGAAGCUUUUUGAGAAGCCCUUGCGUUCGGACAAUCCGGAAAUUCAGGACUGCCUGCAUGGGGAAGAGGAUGAGAUCGAUAUCUCUCCCAAGCUUUUGCCUCCUGUCAGACGGGUCUUGGAUGCUCUUCCGGACGAUCAACCCGAAGAGGAGGAUGCUAUGGACGUUGAGAACUCGCCGUCUGAGUUCGUCACCUACCUGUCGGCCAUUGCUACUGAAACUCUAUCGAGCAACAACCAUGUUUCUAGUCUGAAUGUUCUCUGGACUCUUUCCAAGAACAAACCGGCUGAGAUGGACACCCAUAUCCCCCAAGUUAUGAAAGCCUUCUCGCAGAAAUUGGCCAAAGAACAUGUUGCAGCUUCCACUGCCAACCAAGGACAGUAUACUCCAGGAACCAAGCCUCCGGAAGGGGUCCCAGACCAGCAAGAAUAUGAGCUUGGUGUGGAUCUGAUCUUCAAGACCAUCGAGCUGAUCUCUGUACGCAUGUCUCACCUUGGAGAGCAGAGACGUCCUUUCCUGAGCGUCUUGGCGCAGUUGGUUGAGCGGUCCCAGAACAUCAAGCUUUGCAGCAAAGUGUUGGGUAUGGUUGAGAGCUGGAUUUUCCACUCGACCGAGUCGUGGCCCACGCUUAAAGAAAAGACUGCUGUCUUGCACAAGAUGUUGCUGUUCGAAUCGCGACAGGACCAGACCAUGUUGAAGAAGUUCCUCGAUCUUGUUAUCAGGAUUUACGAGGAUUCGAAGAUAACUCGAACGGAACUAACGGUCCGGCUGGAGCACGCUUUCUUGAUCGGAACUAGAGCACAGGACGUUGAGAUGCGGAAUCGCUUUAUGAACAUCUUUGACCGCAGUUUGACCCGUUUGGCUAGCUCCCGUCUCAGUUACGUGUUGACUUGUCAGAACUGGGACACCCUGGCAGACUCAUUCUGGCUGGCGCAGGCCGCUCAUCUGGUCCUGGGCUGCGUUGAUAUGGGUUCCUCGGUGAGGUUGCACCCUGAUGACUUCACUGUCUACCCCGUGUCUUUCCUCUAUGGCAAUGCCGACAAGGACGCAAGGAAGGCGGACGUUAUGGUGGACAUUCAACUGGAAGCCUUUGUAUCUGAGCGCAAGCGGUUCAUAGGUGAAAUUGGCGACGUUAAAGCGCGUGACUUGAUCGAGCCACUGUGUCAACUCCAACACACCGACCCCAAUGUGUCAUACAAACUCUGGACGACCCUGUUCCCCAUCUUCUGGUCUACUCUUUCCAAGGAAGACCGCAUCGAUCUGGAAAAGGGCAUGGUCACUCUUAUCACGCGUGAAUACCACCAAAGACAACUUGACAAGAGGCCGAACGUCGUCCAAGCUCUACUUGAGGGCGUGGUGCGCGCUACGCCCCGCUUCAAGAUCCCCCCGCAUGUGAUGAAGUAUCUCAGCCGAACUUACGAUGCGUGGUAUACGGCUGCCACGUAUCUCGAGGAGACUGCCAUCAGCCCUAUCAUUGAUACACCUACGGUGCGCGAGAGCAACCUUGAUGCUUUGGUGGAGGUUUACGCAGGGUUGCAGGAAGAUGACUUUUUCUACGGUACUUGGCGACGCCGUUGCAAGUUCGUGGAGACCAACGCCGCUCUUUCUUAUGAACAACAGGGAAUGUGGGACAAGGCUCAGCAGCUCUAUGAGAAUGCUCAGAUCAAGGCUCGCUCCGGAGCCAUGCCGUUCUCGCAGGGCGAAUAUUACCUCUGGGAGGACCAUUGGCUCAUCUGCGCACAGAAGUUGCAACAAUGGGAGAUCCUCAGCGACUUUGCCAAGCACGAGAAUCUGAACGAUCUUCUCUUGGAGUCGGCUUGGAGGAACAUUGAGAACUGGCAGAGCGAGGGCAGCCGAGAGCAGCUCGAAUCUCUCAUCAAGUCUGUUUCCGACGCGCCAACUCCCAGACGCACCUUUUUCCAGGCGUUCAUGGCGCUGCUUCAAUUCCACAUCAAGAAGGAGAACAUCCAAGAGUUCAACGGUGUCUGCGAUGAGUCAAUUCAACUCUCCAUCCGGAAGUGGCUUCAGCUUCCGAAGAGGAUUACGAACGCCCAUAUCCCAAUCCUGCAGCACUUCCAACUGCUGGUAGAGCUUCAUGAUGCCAGCCAUAUUUGCGCCAGUCUUUCGCAGACCAACGAGCGUAACCUCGAUACCAAGUCCGCGGAGUUGAAGCUGCUCUUGGGGACCUGGAGAGAUCGUCUGCCCAACCUCUGGGACGAUAUCAACGCCUGGCAAGACCUUGUUACGUGGCGACAGCACAUCUUCCAGCUCAUCAAUGCGACAUACCUGAGUCUUCUGCCCCCGCAGACGAACAAUGUGGCGAGCAAUUCGUAUGCUUAUCGAGGCUACCACGAGACAGCGUGGAUCAUCAACCGCUUCGCCCAUGUUGCUCGCAAGCACCAAAUGCCCGAAGUGUGCAUCAACCAGCUCAGCCGUAUCUACACCCUUCCGAACAUUGAGAUUCAGGAAGCUUUCUUGAAGCUGAGAGAACAAGCCAAGUGCCACUACCAGAAUCCCAAGGAGUUGAACAGUGGAUUAGAUGUCAUCAACAACACGAAUCUCAACUACUUUGGUGCUCAGCAAAAAGCCGAGUUUUACACCCUCAAGGGUAUGUUCCUUGCCAAACUCAACCAUGUCAAUGAGGCGAACGAGGCAUUUGGUGUGGCCCUCUACUACGAGUUGAGACUCGCCAAAGCCUGGUCGGAGUGGGGACAGUACAGUGAUCAACGGUUCAAGGCUGACCCCACGGACUACGAGCUCGCCAGCAACGCCGUCAGCUGCUACCUGGAGGCUGCCGGUCUAUACAAGAACGCGAAGUCGAGAAAGCUGCUCAGUCGGAUCCUCUGGCUUCUUAGCCUGGACAACGAAGAAGGGCAGAUUGCGCGUGCAUUUGAAAGUUUCAAGGGAGAUACUCCGGUUUGGUAUUGGAUUACGUACAUACCACAACUCCUUACCAGCUUGUCGCACCGCGAAGCUCGUUUGUGCAAGGCUGUUCUGGUCAAGAUUGCGAAGCUGUUCCCACAAGCCUUGUUCUUCCUGCUUCGCACGAACCGGGAAGAUAUGCUCAAUAUUAAGAAGCAGCACGACCAGAAGCAGGAGAAACUUAAUCGGGUCAGGCAGCAGCAGCAGCAACAGCAGCAGCAGGCUUCUCCGCGUCCCAAGGCUUCGCCAGCAACCGCCUCCCCUCUGCAGAACUCGCAAUCAGCCAACCCCAGUCCUCCGACUUCUGUGCCCGCCCCAAGUGGCCAACAGGCUGUACAGAACCAGGCUCAGCCCCAACCACAAACAACGCCAGGCCAGGUCCCGAACGCAGGCCAGGUUAACAACCAAAACGGACCACAGCAGACCCCUGUUCAAGGCCAGGGUCAGGUCCAAGCUCCUGGUCAAGGACAAGUUCCCAACCAAGGACAGCCCCAGAUUCAGCCACAAGGCCAGCAAGGCCUUCUGCAAGUUCCCGGACAAAAUGGAGUGGCCCAACCGAACCAGAAUGCUGCUGGUGCGGAAGUCGAGAAGGAGCCGCUCAAGAAGCCCUGGGAGUACUCGGACGAGAUCAUGUCUGGCCUCAAGACCGCUUUCCCUUUGCUGGCUUUGUCAAUGGAGACCAUGGUCGACCAGAUCCACAAGAAUUUCAAAUGCCCACCGGACGAGGAUGCCUACCGUCUUAUUGUUGCGCUGCUGAACGAUGGGUUGGCGUACGUUGGCCGCAUGCCAGGCUCUUAUGCGCAAGACUUCAAGCUGCCUCCUGCGACCGAAGCCAAUAUCACGCGCUUUGCCGAGACCAUCCUUCCUGCGCACAUCCGCAAGUCCUUCGAGGCAGACUUUGUGGUUAAGAAGCCCACUAUGUACGAGUACAUCCAGAAGCUGCGUCGUUGGCGUGACAAGUUCGAAGAGAAACUCGACCGCCGGCCUCAGUCACAAUUCUUGGAGACGUAUUCUCCGCACCUGAGUGAGUUCCGCUUCCUCAAGUUUGAUGAAGUGGAGGUGCCGGGCCAGUAUCUUCUGCACAAGGACAAGAACCAGGAUUUCGUGCGCAUCGAUCGCUUCUUGCCCGAUAUCGAUCUGGUGCGCGGUAUCGGAGUCUGCCACCGUCGCCUGAAGAUCCGCGGCCACGACGGUAGUGUGCAUCCAUUUGCCGUCCAGCAUCCCGCCGCCCGGCACUGCCGACGUGAGGAACGCAUCCUGCAGCUGUUCCGCAUUUUCAACGGGUUAUUGGGCAAACGCAAGGAAAGUCGGCGUCGCAACCUGUACUUCCAUCUGCCGCUCAUGGUCCCACUGGCGCCUCACAUCCGCCUGGUCCGGGAUGACCCAUCCUACAUUUCCAUGCAGGGCAUCUACGAGGACUAUUGCCGACGGGUUGGCAUCAAUAAGGACGAGCCGGUCAUGUUUACGAUGGAGAAGAUGCGGUCGCUGGCUGAAACGAAACAGAACCGCACCAACGAUCAGCAGCAGGUCCUGCGGACCGAGAUGCUCACAGCGAUCCAGGAGAAGUGGGUUCCUAGCACAAUUGUGCUGGACUACUUCCAGCGGAUGUACCCGAACUUUGCGGACUUCUGGCUGUUCCGGCGGCAGUUUGCCUAUCAAUAUGCGGCGAUUGCGUUCAUGACCUACGUGAUGCACAUGGGCAACCGGUACCCCAACAAGAUUCUGAUUUCGCGGUUGACCGGUGACAUCUGGGGCUCGGAGCUGAUCCCUACGAUCAACCCGACCAAGGCAUUCUUCUACAACCCCGAGCAGGUGCCGUUCCGCUUCACGCCCAACAUCCAGACUUUGCUGGGACCGAUCGCCACGGAGGGGCUGUUUGCGUGCGCGUUGAUGGCGAUUGCCCGCUGCCUCACGGAGCCGCGACACGAAUUGGAGCAGCAGCUCAGCGUGUUCGUUCGCGACGAGAUGAUGUUCUGGGCGACGGCACAGCAUCGGGCGCCCCUGGGACCGCCGCAGCUGCGUGACCUCGUGUACAACAACAGCGACGUCAUCGUCAACCGGGCCGUCAGCCUUGCCAGUCCGCCGGAGGGUAACCUGCCCGCCAAUCAAACCACCAUUGAUUUGAUCUCCAAGGCGGUGAACCCGCAGCAUCUGGCUGCCUGUGAUGCACUCUGGAUGCCGUACCUGUAAAGCCGUUGUUUUCCUGUAUUUGGCGUUUGUUCGGCUGGGGCUUCAGCCAGGUAGUUUCAUUCUAGCGUGGCGCUCUGGGGAAUAUGGGAUCGAUUAGGACUGCUACUUGCUAUUUGCUACUGUUUAUUGCUAUAUGCAUUUCUGGUGUAUGAUAUUUAAUAUGAGCUGUU
Aspergillus sclerotioniger CBS 115572 is the source of this 12139-nucleotide messenger RNA. RefSeq names its product histone acetyltransferase TRA1. Gene Ontology annotation, molecular function: protein binding; transcription coregulator activity. Gene Ontology annotation, cellular component: NuA4 histone acetyltransferase complex; nucleus; SAGA complex. The transcript has 4 exons. NCBI's taxonomy places the organism in Eukaryota, Fungi, Ascomycota, Eurotiomycetes, Eurotiales, Aspergillaceae. Gene Ontology annotation, biological process: DNA repair; regulation of DNA-templated transcription. The record is from RefSeq and is a predicted model, not a curated record. Bases 300 to 11969 code for a protein of 3889 amino acids.